Lachancea meyersii CBS 8951 is the source of this 849-nucleotide messenger RNA. The record is from the annotation of a GenBank genome assembly. NCBI's taxonomy places the organism in Eukaryota, Fungi, Ascomycota, Saccharomycetes, Saccharomycetales, Saccharomycetaceae.
AUGCUAUUUCGCGCGUUUAAAUUACUACUAGGAGGUACAAUUACCACCGGAGGAGCAGCUCUGGUUGCUCUCUAUCUCUACCAAAACAGACUGAUAUACCCUUCUUGGGCUCAAGGUGCGCGAGACUUUGUUGAUACUCCGGACAAAUACGGACUUCCUUACAAGGAACAUCGCAUUAAAACUGCAGAUGGUGUGGAAAUAAGGGCCUUUGAUAUACGACAAGAGAACUCGACCAUGACCUGGCUCGUUUUAUGUCCCAAUGCUGGCAACAUUGGGUAUUUUUUGUCCGCUGCAGAAUACAUUUAUCGACGUUUCAACGCGAGCGUUUUCAUCUAUUCGUACCGUGGAUACGGCUUUUCUGAAGGUUCUCCCUCGGAGGUUGGUCUGAAAAUCGAUGCAGAUGCUAUCAUGAAGUUUUUGCAGGAAGAUUCUUUCUACAAGACGCAAAAGUUGAUUCUCUAUGGUCGUUCUCUGGGUGGUGCUAACGCAGUUUAUAUUGCAAGAAAGUACUCCCACGUCUGUGAUGGUGUUAUUUUGGAAAAUACUUUCUUGAGCAUACCCAAGGUAAUUCCUCAUGUCUUUCCUUGGCUUGCAUCUUUCUCCUUCCUGUGUCACGAAAAAUGGCGUUCUGAAAGCGAUAUAAAAUACACCGACCCAACUCUGCCGUGGCUAUUCCUUUCAGGUGAGAAAGAUGAGAUCGUCCCACCACAGCACAUGCAAGAGCUAUACAGAUCCUGUCCCAGUGAACGGAAACGCAUUUCUCUCUUUCCGCAAGGUCAUCACAACGAUACUAUCAUACAGGAGGGCUACUGGGAACAAAUUGAAAAAUUUCUAUCAGACUACGUAUAA